Messenger RNA from Lactuca saligna, 2310 nucleotides. The record is from the annotation of a GenBank genome assembly. Lineage: Eukaryota; Viridiplantae; Streptophyta; Magnoliopsida; Asterales; Asteraceae.
AUGGGUUCCGGCCUAUUUGAAUAUCUUCAUAUUUUGGAACAGCUAAAAUCAUACAGUAAUGUUCCAAAAACGUUGAUAUAUUCCUUGCAGUCAUACGCCGUGUUCAUAUAUCGGUCAGAACAGCAAAACAAGUUCAGCGAACCUAUGCCAUGGAUUGGGAUCUAUAUCACCUUCGCCUCUCUGUUUUGCAUCCUUUCAAUGGUGGCUGAUUUAUUACAUGGUUUUAGGAACAGAAAAUUCUGGUUUCCAUGUAAAUAUUUCACUUUGAAUGCUGCUUCUCUCACUGUGAUAGCUGUUGCAAUAAAGCUACCCAUGGAUCUAACUAAUCUGAUGCCAGACCGGGCUUCAAAGCUUGGAAGCCUCUCCUUUAUGUGCACUAUGAUGGCUAAUUUAUUGCCUUCUUUAGCCACCAUGAGCAGCAAGGAACUUGUAUCAAACACCAUCGCUUUAGCUGUCCUCGUAAUUACCUUGGUUGUGAACGUCUGCAUUCAAAUUAACACCGGAGUUAUCUCCUAUUAUGAAGACGAUGAUCUAUUCUUUUAUAACACCGAUCACGCAGGAAUUUCACAUUAUUCCAUGUACACAGCGGGUAAUGGAUUCAUAGCAACACUUUAUGUGGGUAUGUUACUCGUGUUGCUUAUAAUAUAUGCAUGUUCAUCUUUAGCAAUUCUAAAAUCCAAACAGAUUCUAGAAUCGAAAUACCAAGUGGCUCAUCAGAAAGCUUUAAAGAUCAAUGACGACUUCCAACACCCAGGAAGAUUAACUAUUGAGAAGCUAAAGCAGCAUGUGAGCAACUACUGGAUCAUGGCAGGAACCGGAAACCCCCAGUUCAUGAUAGUUUCCUCAGCAACAACCUCUGCUUCUGGGGCAAUAUGCGCCUUAAGCGCUGCCUUCCACACUGUUAUUAUGUUUUUCAGUAUUCCAGCUCCAAGGACCUCUAAGUCGGAUUAUAAGUGGUCAUUGUCAGUGAUUCUCAUUACUCAAUUCAUCGGAAUCAUAUUGGGUACAAUUGCCCCACUUUCUAGAUGUUUUGCAGCCUUAAGCUUUAAGGUGUCUCUAAAAUGGAUUGUGAACCAUAUCAAGGUGUCUAACGUGGAGAGCUACUGGACUCAGAAGUUAUAUGAUUGGAAAGAGAGUAGCAUACCAUUCCCAUACAGUAGCCGCAAAUGCAAGUUCGUCAUCCAAAGUUUGAAAAAUCUAUUUCUCAGCAUUUGUAUUGGAUUCCAGAAAACAGUCGUGGUGGCAUGCAAGAUGAUAAGAGUAAUUCUAAUUUUCUUUGUCAUAUGUGUGGUGUACUGUCUACGUUGUUGGAAGUUGUUAAAGGACAUGUUCAGUGCCUCGAGUAUUAACUUGGUACAAAAUACUGAGCAACUAGAAGAAGAUAAUGAUCUUAGCGGAUAUGUUUUGCAACUUCAAGAUGAUAUGGAGUUUGCUGAGAGAACACUAAAACAAAUUUCAAAAUCUGUGAACCGCUUAAUCCAAAAGGCUGAAAAACAACAGCCCAAGAAUCUUAUGAAGCUUCUAACAGAAUCCAGAGGUUUUGAAGGAGUUGAAAAGUUCGACAGCCAUCAUGUUCCGUCUUUACUUUCAGAAGAAUAUCUCCGUUGUUGGAGCUUGCCCCUGGUAACUCUGACAACCAUUGCCAUGUCUCUUCCUAACAUCCAAAAGAACAUUGUCGAUUGCUUGUUGAGUGGUGUGAGUGAAGGUCUUGUAUAUGUUACACUUGUGGAAGAAAGCCUUAAUAUUACCGAUGAUCAUGCAAGCAUUCAAAAGGCGGCUAGAACUUUGUGGGUAGAAGUUGAAGUAUACCACAAAUGGUUAGGAAACAAGCUACUAAAACCUACUCCAAAAGCAAAUACAGCUGAACAGAUUCUUCAAUGGUUGAGGGAUACAGGUAAAAACAUUGUUAGUGACAUGGAAAGGACGGAUCAUACUGGAGUCCCAAAUGGUAAUUCCAAAUGCAAGUCUAUUUCUGCUAAUUCAAUGUAUCGAAUCAGUGAAACAAUUUUGUGCUCCUAUCAUGAGAACAUAAGUCAGGUUAGCCAGGAAGAACUAUUUGCAGAAUUAUUAUCAAUGAUUUCUGACAUUUUGGCAGCUUGUCUCACAAACUUACCCCAAGUCAUAGCAAUGAAAUGUCACACAAGUGCCAUAGAGAAAAGGGAGGCAAGUGUGCGUGCUGCAGCCCAACUUCUUGGUGAGACUAUGCAGAUAAUUUACACCCUUCAAGAUCGAGAACUUCCAAGCUUGAAUCCAAACGACAUGGCGUUUAUUGACAAGUGGCGUUCUUACUUAAUGGAUCCUUGUCCUUAA